Molecule: messenger RNA, 1779 nt
Organism: Chenopodium quinoa (quinoa)
Lineage: Eukaryota; Viridiplantae; Streptophyta; Magnoliopsida; Caryophyllales; Amaranthaceae
Product: ankyrin repeat-containing protein At5g02620-like
Exons: 2
Coding region: 214-969 (251 amino acids)
Cellular component (GO): plasma membrane
Molecular function (GO): protein phosphatase 1 binding; protein phosphatase regulator activity
Source: RefSeq, a predicted model, not a curated record
UUUACUAUCAGCUUUUUAAUUAUUAUUAUUUUUUUGUUUAAAAAAAAAACACACAUAUUUUGAAAUGAAAACAAUAUUGAAAUAACCCAUCAAACACAUGCUACAACCCUAUAUGAAGCCGCACUUGAGAAUAGCAUCCCUGCCUUGAAUGAGUUGCUAAGAAAAGAUCGAUUUAUUCUCGAUCGAUGCAUAAUUGAAAAAUCAUGUAUCGCCAUGCAGUCUCCAUUACAUGUUGCUGUAAAAAUGGGGCACUUAAAAUUCGUAGAAAAAAUUCUAAGUGUAAAGCCGGAAAUGGCUGAGGUGGUUGAUCAAAUAAAAAGAUCAACACCGCUACAUAUUGCUGCUGCAAGAAAGGAAAGGGCAGGACUAGCAGAGGCAGCCGGGCAAGAUCAUAUUGCUGCUGCAGGGAAGGAAAGGGAGGGACUAGCAAAGGCAGCCGCGCAAGAUCAUAUUGCUGCUGCAGCCGCAGGGAAGGAAAGGGCGGGACUAGCAAAGGCAGCCGUGCAAGAUAAUGAAAAGAUCAUCGAAAUCUUGCUCGAAGUGGCACCAAACAUGUGUUUCGUGCACGAUCAAGAUGGAAUGACGCCCCUUCAUGUCGCGGCUGUAAAUGGUAAUACCGAAGUGCUUAAACAGCUUCUCAAAAAGAAGCGUCAGGCUGCUUUGGAACGGACUACGAAAGGUGAGACUAUUUUACAUUUGUGCGUGAAAAAUUGUCAGGUAGACACCUUGGAAGCAUUGGUUAAGGAUACAUAUGAUCUUGAGUUACUUAACUCCGGAGAUAAUGAUGGCAACACAGUCUUGCACCUUGCUGUGGCUUACAAAGAAUUUAAGAUGUUAAAGUUUUUACUAGAUCAAGGUGAUGACAAGAUAGAUAAAAAUGCUUUGAACAAGAAAAACAGGACGAUGAAGGAUAUUUUUCAUCUUACAGAAAGUGCGAAGGAUUCUAGAGAUAAGAAAACAUUAACAUAAUCUUUGUGUACAAUAUUCGGAAGGAAGAGGGAGGAAGUUGAAGCAGAUAAAUCGAAAGAUGAAUCUAAAGAAGAAGAUAAAAAACUAAGAGAAGCUGAUGAAAACAUUCACAACUUACUUAGAGAGAAGCAUGCAUUACGUUCUAAAAAGGUGUUGAAGCGCACCGAAGACGAAAAAUGGUUGGAGGAGCAGAACACAGCUCUAAUGGUUGUUGCAUCUUGUAUCGCGACCUUGUCGUUCCAAGACGGAAUUAAUCCACCCGGAAGCGUUUGGACGGAUAAUGAAAAAGGUCAUGUGGCAGGUACGUCCAUAAUGUCAUAUGAUACCGAUAAAGAUUCAUACAAUCUAGUACAAGUUAGCAACACAAUGUGUUCAUUUUGAGGGUUACUUUGUGGAUUGCUGUGACUGCGAGUGCAGUUACUUACUUUUACACGAUAGGGUACAUUACUAAUGAGCUUGGGGACAAAGCGGCCUUAGUCGAUGCUAUGGAAUAUUCCGUCGAGGUCUGGCUAUGGCUCAUGAUGGUCAUACUCUUUGGACAUGGUUUGCGCUUCAUAUGGAAUAUUAUGGGUCAUAAAAAGAGGAAAAAUAUUAAACAAACUUUGAAAACUGAUCAGUGGAGUCGGUAUUGUUGAUCAUCACUUAUGAUAUUAAAUACUCUGCUUAAUUAUUAAUCAUCGCAUUAACAAUAAAAUGUACCAUCCUGUGUGUUUUAAUUAACAAUAAAAUAUUAAAGAAACUUUGAAAACUGAUCAGUGGAGUACGGAUCAGCGUAUGUACGAAUCGGUGUGUCUGUCUGCGUAAUAGAUC